This is a messenger RNA of Protopterus annectens (West African lungfish), 1468 nucleotides long. Its product is annotated as actin, alpha cardiac muscle 2. The coding region runs from base 152 to 1285 and encodes 377 amino acids. The record is from RefSeq and is a predicted model, not a curated record. The transcript is spliced from 7 exons. NCBI's taxonomy places the organism in Eukaryota, Metazoa, Chordata, Ceratodontiformes, Protopteridae.
GGCAUUCCCAGUACCGGGAAAGGGGGAGUUGGACACUGCCUAUAAAAGCUCUAGGACCGGGGCUGGAGGGGUAGCUGGAGAGCAAGAAGCAGCAGCAGCACUCGUGCGCCUAGCGAACCGGAGAGCACAGUAACUCAAGAAAGCCACCAUCAUGUGCGACGACGAGGAAACUACCGCACUUGUGUGCGAUAACGGUUCAGGACUGGUGAAAGCUGGCUUCGCCGGUGACGAUGCUCCUAGGGCUGUCUUCCCAUCCAUUGUUGGUCGCCCACGCCAUCAGGGUGUCAUGGUUGGUAUGGGUCAAAAAGACUCCUAUGUAGGUGAUGAAGCUCAGAGCAAGAGAGGUAUCCUGACUCUGAAGUAUCCCAUUGAACAUGGUAUCAUCACCAACUGGGAUGACAUGGAGAAAAUCUGGCACCACACCUUUUACAAUGAACUCCGUGUAGCCCCUGAGGAGCACCCCACACUGCUGACUGAGGCUCCUCUGAACCCCAAGGCUAACCGUGAGAAGAUGACCCAGAUCAUGUUUGAGACCUUCAAUGUUCCCGCAAUGUACGUUGCCAUCCAGGCUGUGCUGUCUCUCUAUGCUUCCGGCCGUACCACUGGUAUUGUCUUGGACUCUGGUGAUGGUGUUACACACAAUGUCCCCAUUUAUGAAGGUUAUGCCCUACCUCAUGCUAUCAUGCGUCUGGAUCUGGCUGGUCGUGACCUGACUGAUUACCUCAUGAAGAUUCUGACAGAACGUGGUUACUCUUUUGUCACCACAGCUGAACGUGAAAUUGUCCGUGACAUCAAGGAAAAGCUUUGCUAUGUAGCUCUGGACUUUGAGAAUGAAAUGGCCACUGCUGCUUCCUCCUCCUCCCUGGAAAAGAGCUACGAGUUGCCUGAUGGCCAGGUCAUCACCAUUGGCAAUGAACGUUUCCGCUGUCCUGAGACCCUCUUCCAGCCUUCCUUCAUUGGAAUGGAAUCUGCUGGUAUUCAUGAGACAACUUACAACAGUAUUAUGAAGUGUGAUAUUGACAUCAGGAAGGACUUGUAUGCCAACAAUGUCCUGUCUGGUGGUACCACCAUGUACCCUGGUAUUGCUGACCGUAUGCAGAAGGAGAUCACUGCUCUUGCUCCCAGCACCAUGAAAAUCAAGAUUAUUGCUCCCCCUGAGCGUAAGUACUCUGUCUGGAUUGGUGGCUCCAUCUUGGCUUCUCUGUCCACCUUCCAGCAGAUGUGGAUCACCAAGCAGGAAUACGAUGAAGCCGGACCUUCAAUUGUCCACCGCAAAUGCUUCUAAACCUGUUUACAUCAUCCAUCUCAUACAUGUACUCUCAGGAUCUUGGUGCUAUGUUUUGCACGGUGUUCAACACCUACUUACCAUGCAAGUCUCCAUUUGUAACAAUUUCUGUUACUUUAUUGAUGCAAUUGCCAUCUUAACAGAUGUGUAUGUAAAGUGUAAAUAAAAGUCUAAUUUAUUAUA